CGAUAAUCUCAACAGCGCUAAGUCAAGCUGUUCCGGAGCUUCCGGAGUCGGAGCUGCUACUUUCUUUGAGGCAGAGUGGCUCUUACAGUGCGUGCGCACAAACGGUCCGCUUCAGGAAGCGCAGGCAGAGGACUCUCAUUGCCCCUAGGAUUUGCUUCGAUGGUAAUGUCAAGCAGCAGCACUCUUCGCUAAGGUUCACAUCUUCAUUAAGUGUAGCACGCAGCACGUCUGGAAGGUUGGCGAUUAUUGUAGGUACGUAGACUUGAAAAUAUGGAGGAGCUAGUCGAAGAGUUUGCUUCGAAGCUCAUGCCCUCGUUCCCUGUCACAGUUUAUGAUGCGCUCACGGAGCUUAAGCAGCUAAGGGCCCAGGGCGCAGAAAGCCACUGUGCAAGAGACAGGUACUUGAGACUGCUCCAAGAGCUUCUAGCCUACAAGGGCGGUGCGUUUGUGAAAGACAUUCUCCAAAAGCACCUUCUCUCCGACAAGAUUGCGGGGCUGCCAUCCCUGCCGGUUGAACUGGUUACGAGGGCCGUUGAUUGCACCCUGCUUCUUACAUAUGCAUUGACAAUCUCCGAAGAAGGCCAGCAAUGGGCCGUUGACCAGGGCUUGAUCAGGAUCCACGCUGCAAUAGCGAGAAUGUCAGGUGAGGGGAUCGAUGGAGUGGCUAAACAGCUGUAGUAGUAGCUCCUGCUUCACGUGCCACAUUGCUUCAGAUUCGAAGAAGCUUCAGAAACGAAAGAUGACCUCGUUCCCUUCCUCAAAGCUU
Klebsormidium nitens is the source of this 766-nucleotide messenger RNA. The record is from the annotation of a GenBank genome assembly. Lineage: Eukaryota; Viridiplantae; Streptophyta; Klebsormidiophyceae; Klebsormidiales; Klebsormidiaceae.